UUAAACGCCGGGAUAUUGUGAAAAACAAAUCAGCGACCUUUUAGAAAGCUUGGAGUCUCUUUUAUGGAAGUUUCUCGAAAAACAGUUUUUCAUUUUCUUCGCAAUUGGGGGACUGAGAAUAUUUUUCAGUUUUGAUGUUCGUCGACUCUGGACUGUUCCGCUUUAGAAUUAAGACGAUACACCAUCAAACACUCACACAAGGAAUUAGAAGACCUCUUCAGAACGUAAAUCCCCUGGACAAAGUUUACGAUGUCAGAAAAUCUAAGAAACGAUUGCUGUAAUGCAUCUGACGUGGAGGAUUUUUCCUUGGUGCCGUCAACCUGGCCUUUGGGAGUGGUAAUUUUGACAAGCAUUCUAAUGAUUGUUGUGAACAUUGUAACUCUGGUUGGUAACUCUUUUGUUAUCGUGGCUAUGGCGAAGAUUAAUUCACUGAAAAGUAUGGCGAACAAUCAAGCAGUCAUUUCUUUAGCGGUCGCUGAUCUUUUGGUGGGUUUACUAGUUAUGCCUUGCACAAUCGACGGUUUGUUAUCGGGAAAAUGGCGAUGUGGAGCUCUAUGGGGAAAACUAAACGCGUUUGGCAACUUUUCUUUCUGUAUUUCAUCUAUUAUGCACUUAACAUUGCUAUCUUUCGACCGAUAUAUCGCAGUUACUCGUCCCUUAGCUUACAGAUCGAUAUUUACCAAAACAAGGGCACAAUAUGGUUGUCUUUUAUUGUGGAUUUAUUCAACUUUGUGGGCUCUGCCGCCACUUUUUGGUGUAAGUUCUUACGAAUGUUUUAUUCCUUACAUCGGAAAAUGUCUAGAGAAAGAUUGGCUUCAGAGCGAAGUAGCGGUCGUUUUUACCGUUGCAGUAGUUUGUGGAACAUACGGGGCUGCCGUUUUAGUUAUGUGCUUUGUCUACAUGAAGAUAUUUUUGACGAUUUUCAAACAGUCGAAAAAAAUUUCUGUGACAAUGGAACAAGUACGAAGUAACUUUGAUUUUGCAGCGAGAACACGGGCCUCGAUCAGGAAGGGAGCCUUAACAGUGCUCAUUGUUAUUGGAAUCUAUAUGGUUUGUUGGUCACCUUUUUGUGUUCUUCUCUUUGUACAAAUGGCCUGUGGCAAAUCCACAGGAGGCCCAACGGCGGAUCUAAUAACAAUGUUUAUUGGCUUUGCAAAUAGUGCUUGUAAUCCCAUCAUAUACAGCAUACGAUAUAGAGCGUUUCGACAAACUGUAAAGCGUAUAUUUUUAAGAAAUUAUGACUGUUUACAAUAUUUCCUCAGCAGAAAGGAGCCAAUUAAUAACAGCAUGCAAGCAAUAACGGCCAAUAAGAUUUAGAUCGUUCAGUGUAAAUAUUUUCAUGGGAAAUUAGACAGCAUCACUUGGUAUUGAGUCAGUUGUACACUUGCUCUUCGGUGGUAUAUUUGAUUACUCUUAAGAUUAUCGUUCUCCGGAUCUGAAGAAUUCAACUGAGUUAGAGACACGCAAUCAAUCACAAAGUCUACUUUCAGCGAAGGUCGAUCAAAUAAGUAACAUAUAGUUUCGCGAUUUUCGAGAUGGCAUGUCAGGGAUGGAAAUCCAAUGGAAACUAAGCAACGCAGUCCUUAAACAAGAAAACGAAUGAAAGUUAAACAAUGAUUUAGAAGAAAAUAACUCGGAGCGCAAUUAAGUUUUUGUGUUGAUGUGACCAAGUUUUCAAAGGAAGGGCUGCGUAUGUGUCGACAUGAAAUUGUGUCCAAGAGCAUCAGAGACAAACUGCACAUAAAUUAUCAAGAAGAAUAAAUCAGUUCGUCAAAUACAU
Molecule: messenger RNA, 1780 nt
Organism: Stylophora pistillata
Lineage: Eukaryota; Metazoa; Cnidaria; Anthozoa; Scleractinia; Pocilloporidae
Product: trace amine-associated receptor 5-like
Biological process (GO): G protein-coupled receptor signaling pathway
Cellular component (GO): membrane
Molecular function (GO): G protein-coupled receptor activity
Source: RefSeq, a predicted model, not a curated record